AUGCUUUUCAAGACGACAAUCUCCCUUCUUUUGGCCACCUUGGCCGCUGCUGCCCCAAACAAACGCCAGUCCGAGCCUAUCAGGGUCUCGCUCACCAACACGAUCCUCGCGGUGACCGAGGAGUUCAAUGCUUCCAUGGAUGGGACCGCCGUCCCCGUCGACUCGACCUUCACCUUCGACCUGGCCGUGGUUGAAUGCCUCGAGCUCUGCGUCCCAGAGUUCCACUGCACACUACACGACAAGAACUUCACCCCCUUUAUCUCCCUGCCCCCUUGGACCACCACCAUCGACCCAGCUCAACAAGUUGGUCUGAUCAUCUGCGGCUUUGGCCUGCCGGACACAAAGCGUGAGGUCCAGCCCGCGGCCGCCGAAGCUCGCGCGACUGAGCCCUAUGCUGGUGCCGCCGUGUUCUCCAACAACGAGACUGGUUGGUCCACCGGGUUUGGCUACUAUCUUGGCCAGACCGUCAGCCUCGCCGAGCGGACGGGCUACUACACCGGCGCUACGGUUCAGGAUGUGACUACCCCGCCUGGCGAGCGCUGGAUCUGCGAGGCGUUCGAUAUAAAUGGCGGAUCUCUGGGAAACUUUGCUGCCAGUGACAGGUUUAUUUAUAGCUUUGUGCCUGGGGUGGUGGGCUCUUUUGUCUGCCAGUAA
Diaporthe amygdali is the source of this 654-nucleotide messenger RNA. RefSeq lists its product as uncharacterized. The transcript has a single exon. The record is from RefSeq and is a predicted model, not a curated record. NCBI's taxonomy places the organism in Eukaryota, Fungi, Ascomycota, Sordariomycetes, Diaporthales, Diaporthaceae. Bases 1 to 654 code for a protein of 217 amino acids.